AAGAUUUAAUAUCGAACAAGACGGCCGCUCGAGUACACUAUAGAUUCAAAUAUUCAGUGUGACAAGCGACUAUGAUAUAAAUUCAUAGAGUUAAAUUGUUUUUAAUUUUUGAAAAGUUAUUGCUGUGGUUGCAUCAGCUCUAAGGAUUUGAUAAGGAUCUUGGAUUGGACUUAGAUUGGAUUGAAACUUGUCUUCACCAAAGGACACAUUGUUGGCGUUGUUAUUAAGAAAAUGGCCCUGCGAGUACUUGGCUUGAUAUUACUAGUGAUUGGUUUCUGCGAAUCUUACAAGAUACUGGUGAUAAGUCCCGUUGCUGCCAAGAGCCAUGCUAUCUUGGGCGAUGGAGUCAUCAAGCAUCUUCUGAAGGCUGGACACCAAAUCUCUUACGUAACAGCGUUUCCUGAAAACAAUUCCCACCCAAACCUUACAAUUAUAGAUGUCAAAGCAACUACAGAUAUUAUAAAAGAGGAAGUGAUGAGUUUAGACAUGAUAAUUAAUAAAAAGUCCGAUCUACAAAAUAUACAAUUUAUUGUAAAUCUGUUUGUGGAAAUGGGAAAGCAGACAAUAGUAAAUAAAAAUUUUCAAAAUGUCCUGAAAGAUAAAAAACAACAGUUUGAUGUAAUUAUAGCAGAAUGGAUGUUCACGGAAAUAUAUUCUGGAUUAAUACCUGUUUUUGACUGUCCAUUGAUAUGGCUAUCCACUAUUGAACCUCAUUGGAUGGUAAUAAAACUUAUCGACGAAAUUCCAAACCCUGCGUAUACGCCUGACAGCCUGACAGUUUAUGCACCACCUUUCACAUUUUGGCAGAGAGUUCAACUAUUAUUAAACUUAUUUCUUGGACAGUAUCUACAAUAUAGCUAUGCAUAUGGACCAGAACAAAAUACUUAUGAACAAUUCAUAGUACCUCAUAUAAGAGAUAAGAUCAGACCGGUACCAUCAUUUGAUGUUUUGAGGUAUAAUGCGUCUCUUAUGUUUGGAAACUCGCAUUAUUCGCUGGGAACAUCCACGAGAUUACCUCUAAACUAUAUUUCUAUUGGUGGCUAUCACAUUGAUACUGACACGAAACCUUUACCAAAAGGUCUUCAAACAAUUAUGGAUAACGCUAAAAACGGGGUUAUUUACUUCAGUAUGGGAUCGAACCUAAAAAGCAAACAUUUUCCCCAAGAACUAAGAGAAGGACUACUUAACCUUUUUGGAGAAUUAAAACAGACUGUUAUUUGGAAAUUUGAAGAACAGUUAGAGACUCGUCCAAAGAAUGUACAUAUAGUGCAAUGGGCUCCUCAGCAGAGUAUCUUAGCGCAUCCAAAUUGCGUUCUUUUCAUUACGCAUGGAGGUCUUCUCUCAACGACAGAAGCUAUUCACUUUGGGGUUCCUAUAAUUGGGAUCCCAGUUUUUGCUGAUCAGUUCACGAAUAUUGAGGUAGCUGUUAACAAGGGCUAUGCGAGAAAGACUCCUCUAUCUUAUUCGAUGGUGGAUGACUUAAGAGAGAGCAUACGUGAUGUUUUAAACAAUCCCAAAUACUCAGCUAAGGCAAAAGAGCUAUCUCGGAUCUACCACUCCCGUAUGGUGCACCCUAGCGUAGAUCUGGUACACUGGACUGAGGAAGUAGUGGCUUCGCAGGGUGCGCUGUAUCUUCGCUCUGCUGCGUUGCAAACGCCUCUCUACCAGAAAUUAUACCUGGACUUGGCUGCUUUAGUUACUUUAAUAAUUUUUGUGUUUAUAUAUCUUACUAGAAAAGUUUUAGGGAGUUUUACUAAAAAGGCACAUAAUGACAAGAAAAAAAAUUAAGAUUUUAGCAUUUAGCACUAACUCAUUUGUAACAAUAACUAAUAACAGUAUUUUAUUUCAUUUUAUUUUUGGCGGACAUACUGUUGAGAUAUUUUGGCUGUUAAUAUAUUUCAUUGUUUAAAUUCAAAACACUUGUUAGAGUAUUUGACCGCGUCAUAUACAAUAAAAUUUAUAGUUUUAUUAAAACCAUACUUAUUCCAGAACAUCAUGGGUUUGAUGUUUAAUUUUUUAUUUAGUUUUAGUUAUUAUUUUUUAUGUUUUGUUUCUUUUUAAUGUGGUUAUUUGUUUAAUUUUUUGCCUUGCUAGCUUGCUUAUGUUCUAAUUAAUUGAU
Pieris brassicae (large cabbage white) is the source of this 2119-nucleotide messenger RNA. RefSeq names its product UDP-glucosyltransferase 2-like. The record is from RefSeq and is a predicted model, not a curated record. The transcript has 9 exons. The coding region runs from base 232 to 1788 and encodes 518 amino acids. Gene Ontology annotation, molecular function: UDP-glycosyltransferase activity. NCBI's taxonomy places the organism in Eukaryota, Metazoa, Arthropoda, Insecta, Lepidoptera, Pieridae.